CCAUGGGGCCCACGGCACCACAGCGAACCCCUUCCACGGGCACGGCGGCGGGCGCCGCGCCGGCUCUGCCCCGUCCCGCGUCCUCCUCUCGACCGUCCCUGCUAGCCGCCGACGUUCUGCGUCACCGCUCUGGCCUCCACCACGCGAUGCCAAGCCCGUCUUCCGCCCCGCGGCCGUCCGCCGAGCACGCCGCGCUGCAUUGGCCGCGGCCCGGCCGGCGUGCACUGGCAAGGCAGAAGCGCCGCCACCUCGACAGGCGCGCGGCGACUAAGUGGAUUCGAGACUCAACUUCAAGUUGAUUGGUGCUGAUCUGUUCAGUUCUAUUAUCCAGUGGGCAGCAGGGAGCAGGCUUUAGGUGAAUACUGGAAGUUCAAUUGGUGGAGAUAUAUGGUAUGAGUAUGAUGAAUUGAUUUUAUUUUCCAAUGUGAGGAUGUAAGCUGUACUGUUACACCAUGCAUUAUAUUGGGCAAGCUGGCCGUCAGCUCCACCUGCAAUCUGCAUCUUGGUAAGAAGCCUCGUGAUCGAGCAACGCUGGCACUUGCUCUGCCUGUUUCGGUGGAAGGUUCACUCAAAGUUGUAAGCAACGGGGUACAUGUUCUGCCUGUUCAAAUUACAUAUAAGUUGCCACACAAAUCAUAUAGAUGCAGAUUGGGAACAUAAGGCUGAUGAUGUUAGAUUAACUAUGGACACUGUUCGCCUAAACGACCAUUUAGACCAUUUAAACGUCAUGUAAAUGCUAUACGGCGGUACGCCAUUUCCGUUUAA
Messenger RNA from Sorghum bicolor (sorghum), 765 nucleotides. RefSeq lists its product as uncharacterized. The transcript is spliced from 2 exons. The record is from RefSeq and is a predicted model, not a curated record. NCBI's taxonomy places the organism in Eukaryota, Viridiplantae, Streptophyta, Magnoliopsida, Poales, Poaceae. Bases 3 to 299 code for a protein of 98 amino acids.